This is a messenger RNA of Antechinus flavipes (yellow-footed antechinus), 3282 nucleotides long. It is a transcript of the gene PDK4, whose product is annotated as pyruvate dehydrogenase kinase 4. The coding region runs from base 211 to 1458 and encodes 415 amino acids. The transcript has 11 exons. Gene Ontology annotation, cellular component: mitochondrion. Gene Ontology annotation, molecular function: pyruvate dehydrogenase (acetyl-transferring) kinase activity. NCBI's taxonomy places the organism in Eukaryota, Metazoa, Chordata, Mammalia, Dasyuromorphia, Dasyuridae. The record is from RefSeq and is a predicted model, not a curated record. Gene Ontology annotation, biological process: regulation of glucose metabolic process; protein phosphorylation.
UCCAGGGUCCGCCAGAGGCGGAGUGACAGAGCAGCGCCGGGACUCUGAAGUUGCCCCUGAGGACUGAGCAGCUGCCCCGCGAGCCGGAAGCCCGAGUGCUCCGAGCCACCUGCCGCAGCCCCCCACGUCCCGAGCAAGCCCGAGAGCCCGCGACCCCCGGCCCCCGCCGCCCCCCGCCCUCCAGGCCCGCCACCCAGCCAAGCCCCCAGGAUGCGAGCUGCGCGCAUCGUGCUCCGCGGCGCCUCCGGCUCGUCGGCCGCCGCGUCCGUGGCCCCCGUCCCGCGCACAGUGGAGCGCUUCUCCCGCUACAGCCCGUCCCCGCUGUCCAUGAAGCAGCUGCUAGACUUCGGCUCCGACAAUGCCUGUGAGAGGACGUCCUUCGCUUUCCUGAGGCAAGAGCUGCCCGUGAGGCUGGCCAACAUCCUGAAAGAGAUCGACAUCCUCCCGGACCGCCUGGUGAAGACCUCCUCCGUGCAGCUGGUGAGAAGCUGGUACAUCCAGAGCCUCAUGGACUUGGUGGAGUUCCACGAGAAGAGCCCGGAGGACCACAAGGCUCUGUCUGACUUUGUAGAUGCGCUGAUCAAGGUCCGGAACCGGCACCACGACGUGGUUCCCACCAUGGCCCAGGGCAUCAUCGAGUACAAGGACUCGGGUGCCGUCGACCCGGUCACCAACCAGAACCUGCAGUACUUCCUGGACAGGUUCUACAUGAACCGCAUCUCCACCCGAAUGCUCAUGAACCAGCACAUUCUCAUAUUUAGCGACUCGAAGACAGGAAACCCCACGCACAUCGGAAGCAUCGACCCCCAGUGUGAUGUGGUUGCUGUGGUCCAAGAUGCCUACGAGAGUGCCCGCAUGCUCUGUGACCAGUAUUACCUCGUUUCUCCUGAACUGAAGCUAACCCAAGUGAACGGAAAGGUACCUGACCAGCCCAUUCAUAUCGUCUAUGUCCCCUCACACCUUCAUCACAUGCUGUUUGAGCUCUUUAAGAAUGCCAUGAGGGCCACGGUGGAGCACCAGGAAAGCCAGCCCUCACUCACGCCCAUUGAGGUCACCGUUGUCCUGGGAAACGAAGACCUGACCAUCAAGAUUUCAGACCGAGGGGGCGGGGUUCCCCUGAGGAUCAUCGACCGUCUCUUCAGCUACACCUACACGACGGCCCCCACCCCGGUGAUGGAUAACUCCAGGAAUGCUCCUUUGGCUGGGUUCGGGUACGGCUUGCCGAUUUCCCGCCUCUACGCCAAGUACUUUCAAGGGGACCUGAAUCUCUAUUCCUUGUCGGGCUAUGGAACGGACGCAAUCAUCUACUUAAAGGCCCUGUCUUCCGAGUCCAUAGAAAAGCUGCCCGUGUUCAACAAGUCGGCCUUCAAACACUACCAGGCCGGCCCGGAGGCAGGGGACUGGUGCACCCCGAGCAAGGAGCCCAGGAAUCUCGCCAAGGAGAAGGUGGCCAUGUGAGCCGGCCUCGAGCCACGGUGCUUUGGAGAACACAGGGCCUCUGGACUGGGUGGGAACAGAAAGCGAGGCCGUCUGGGUCCGAAUCCUGGUCCGAAGGGACGGGGCGUGUGUGUGUGAGUGCCCCGUGGACCGACUGCAUGCGAGCUCUUGGGAGGACCUGGCAGGAAGCUCCCGAGGGCCAGCCCAGGGCAGGCAGAGAGGCUGCCCCCUUCUUCCCUGCACCCCGAGAGGAGAGGGCCCUGGGGAGCCCCGGAGCCUCCACUCAGCCCCACAGACUGCCCUGAUGUGGUGCUGAUUGUUUGAGAAGCAGGAGUUCAUAGGGUUUUGCUGUGGACCGUCCCGUGCCAGACCAUCCCAUGCCAGCCAGAUCAUCCCAUGGUAGCCAGACCGCCCCAUGCCAGCCGGACCAUCCCAUGCCAGCCGGACUGUUUCAUGCUGGCCUGACUAUCCUGUGCCCACUGGACUGUCCCAUGCCCACUGGACUGUUCUAUACCAGCCGGACCAUCCCAUGGCAGCCGGACCAUCCCAUGCCAGCCAGACCAUCCCAUGGUAGCCGGAUCGUCCCAUGCUGGCCAGACUGUCCCGUGCCCACUGGACUGUUCUAUGCCAGCCAGAACAUCCCGUGCCGGCCGGACCAUCCCAUGCCAGCCAGACUGUCCCAUGCCAGCCUGACCAUCCCAUGCCAGCCGGACCAUCCCAUGGUAACCGGAUCAUCCCAUGCUGGCCGGACUGUCCCGUGCCCACUGGACUGUCCCAUGCCAGCCAUCCCCCGUUUGCUGGCUGUCAGAAAGGCACAAGUCAGGAGCCCCUCCUUGGAAACGGCCACAUGUGCUUUAGCCAUGGUAUUGAUAACCCCAGAACAAGGGUAGGCAGCCGAGCCUGCCCCAAGAUGACCAAGGCCUCUGUCCCUUAGCGGGCGGGGUUACUCUUCAGCUUCUGGGCUCGGGGGCCUGGGUGGGCUUGUGCCUUAACUGUGGAGGACGCCUGCCCAAGGGGGCGGGGCGCGGGAAGGUCACUCUUAGUGCAGAGCCAUCUCUCCCUGCCGCAGGGCGGCCCCCAGCCCUCCGUGGCCAAGGGGAGAAGGCUCAUGAUGGGGUAGGGUUUACCCCCCUCCCCCCGGGCUGUUUUGUGGAUUUGAGGAAAGUGAAAGUGGAAGGCAAGGCGGAAGUCUGACCCCAGGCAGGGAGGGGGUGUUGAGGAUGUGCCCCUGGGGAGUGUUCUCAGGAUAUGGAGGAGGAUCCAAGGAGCAGGAGCCCCAACAGGUGACCCUGCGGCCUAGCGUGUGGACAGAUAGCAGGCAAAGGAAUAGCCGGCCCUGGGAGAGGAGCCGGGGGUCCUGCCCCCUUCUGGAGGGGACGCCAGUUUGGUUUUUAUUGCUCCAGAGGGGCCAGAAAGCCCUGUUCCCACGGGUUUGCAUAAGCCUUUCGCAAAAUAGCCGCUGGAUUCUGGCCAGCACAGACUCCCUCAGUCACGGCUGAAGUAACGGGGGUCCCUCUCAGGUAGGGCCGGUGGGAGCGGGGAGCGCCCCCCUCCCCCCUUAGUCAGUGAGCCUGAUGUCCUGGCCCAGGGGGCGUGGCUGCCCCCACACUGUGGCCGUGGCCGCCGGUGCUCCGGGAGGGAGGGAGAGCUCAGUCCGAGAAGGAGGGAGAGAUCGGUCCCGGAGGGGAUGAGCUCUCAGUCCGGGAGAUCGGGCGAGACUGCUGGCUCUGGCUGCUGGUGCUGCAGACCUGAGGAGAGUAUGGUGCAAUUGUAAAGUCAUUGUCGUGUGGAUUAAGCUUUGUACAUAGAGGAGACAUUUUGUAAUAAAUAUUUUUACUACAAUUA